GCAAAAACAUGACUAGGUUUUUAGCAGGGGUUUAGGCGGCCACAGGAACAGCCUCUCUGGUUCGCUGUCCUCCUCUCCCUCCCUCUACAAACCCUUACUUUGCUUUUCUCUUCUUCAAUUCUUUGCUUCCCAAAAUUCAUUUCUCUAUUCAGAAUUGUGAGCUUCAGAUGCCUUGAGACCGUCUCUCUCUUCCUCUUCCGCAUUCAAAUUGAGUAAUUAUCUCAUUUCGUCAUUGUCGUUUGUUCAGCAACCAAUUAGUACUUCGCUUGAAAUAUGUGGAGAAAUUUGUCGAGACAAUCCUAUUUGAGAAAGUUAAAGUUUUUGACAGAAUCCCAUCCAUCCCUCAAUGCCUUCUCAGCUGUAAGAUCUCCCCAGGAUUCGUUAUUUGUUGAAAAGGCUACACCUUUUCAGCCUCAGAGCCAUGUAAAUACUCGCAACUUUGGUUCGGGAUUUUCUCAAGAUUUGAUCUUUUGGCGGAAGUGUGAUAUGAGCCGUCUUAAAUAUGCAAGCUCUUGUGACCCUUUUGGAUUUUUUGGCAAUACAAGGGGUUAUGCAACUGCAGCUGAGGCUUUCGUGUCCACCUCCGAGGAGGAGGUUGACGAAAUUCAAGAAUUGAUAGAAGAGGUUAACAAAGAAAUGAAGGUGAAAAGCUUGGAUAUCACGGAGAAUAAGCAGCCAAAGAUGGUGGGAGGAAUGGGGUUAGGGAAGUACAAUAGCCUUAGAAGGAGACAAAUAAAGAUGGAGACUGAGGCAUGGGAAGAGGCUGCAAGAGAGUACCAAGAGCUUUUAGUAGACAUGUGUGAGCAAAAAUUGGCCCCUAAUUUGCCUUACAUUAAGUCAUUGUUCUUAGGGUGGUUUGAACCAUUGAAAGAUGCCAUUGCUGCUGAGCAGGAUUUGUGCAAAGAAGGAAAAAACCGUGGUGCAUAUGCACCCUAUUUUGAUCAAUUGCCUGCAGAUAUGAUGGCAGUAAUUACGAUGCAUAAGUUGAUGGGAUUGUUGAUGACUGGAGGAUGGAACGGCAGUGCUAGAGUUGUCCAAGCUGCAUGUCAUAUUGGUGAAGCAAUCGAACAUGAGGUCCGGAUACAUAAAUUUUUAGAGAAUUGCAAGAGGAAAAAUGCUUUAAAUAGAACUUCUGAAGAAGGUCCUGAUCCUGAGGCAAAGGAACAAGAAAGAUUAAGCAAAAAGGUCAAGAUGUUGAUGAAGAAACAAAAAUUACACCAAGUUAGGAAAAUAGUGAGGCAACAAGAUGAUUUGAAGCCCUGGGGCCAGGAUGCUCAAGUGAAGGUUGGCUGCCGUUUAAUUCAGAUAUUGACACAAACAGCCUACAUACAACCUCCAGUUGAUCAGAUGGAUGAUGCACCACCUGAUAUUCGACCUGCAUUUGUGCACACACUCAAAUCUGUAGAAACAGUGAAAGGCACCAGGAGAUAUGGGGUAAUUGAGUGCGACCCUCUAGUUUGCAAAGGCCUGGAAAAAACUGCGAGGCACAUGGUGAUUCCAUAUAUGCCAAUGUUGGUUCCUCCAUUGAACUGGACGGGGUACGAAAGAGGUGCUUAUUUGUUUCUGCCAUCAUAUAUGAUGCGUACACAUGGAGCAAAACAACAAAGGGACGCUGUUAAAAGAGCUCCGAAACUGCAGUUAGAACCUAUUUUCCAGGUUAACCAAUUCUUUACUUUCCGAGAUCAAUGUUCCCUAAUGAUCUUCACAGAAUCUGGGCUAAUGGAGGCCGUCUUGCCGAUCUGGUUGACCGUGAAGAUUGUCAAACUUAAACCCCAGAAAAAUGUUUCCUGUUGCUUAAGCUCUUCUAUUUCCUCUCAAAUUUCUAAUGUGUAUGGUGGUGGCGUUGACAAAUUAUCGUAUGAAGGUCGAGUUUCAUUUACUGAAAACCAUCUGGAGGAUAUCUUUGAUUCUGCAGAUCGGCCUCUUGAAGGGAAGCGAUGGUGGUUAGGGGCAGAGGAUCCUUUCCAGUGCCUCGCCACUUGCAUCAACCUAUCUGAAGCAUUAAGAAGUCCAUAUCCGGAGAGUACAGUCUCCCACAUGCCUGUACACCAGGAUGGCUCAUGUAAUGGCUUGCAACACUAUGCUGCUCUUGGGCGAGACAAGGUAAUGAACUCCAUCACUUUCUUGACCAUGAUACCUGUGGAUAAUGAAAAUUGUCUUCAACGCAGAGUUCUUGAUAUAAUGAAGAGGGAUGCUGCUAAAGACCCUGCAACUGAUCCCAACGUCAUGCGUGCUAGGCUGUUAAUCAACCAGGUGGAUAGAAAAUUAGUCAAGCAAACAGUGAUGACAUCAGUAUAUGGUGUCACUUAUAUUGGUGCCCGUGAUCAAAUCAAGAGGAGGUUAAAGGAGCGCGGUGCUAUUGAUGAUGAUACAGAAGUGUUUGCGUGCGCUUGCUACGCUGCGAAAACAACCUUAACUGCCUUGGGAGAAAUGUUCGAGGCUGCACGUAGCAUAAUGAGUUGGUUGGGAGACUGUGCAAAGAUUAUAGCCACAGAGAAUCAACCAGUACGUUGGACAACACCAUUGGGGCUCCCUGUUGUCCAGCCUUACCGCAAAUUAGGAAGGCACAUGAUUAAGACUUCUCUUCAGGUUUUGACUCUUCAACGUGAAACUGACAAGGUGUUAGCUAAGCUAUUUUGCUUUGUAAUUUAG
Molecule: messenger RNA, 2652 nt
Organism: Sesamum indicum (sesame)
Lineage: Eukaryota; Viridiplantae; Streptophyta; Magnoliopsida; Lamiales; Pedaliaceae
Source: RefSeq, a predicted model, not a curated record